This is a messenger RNA of Oncorhynchus tshawytscha (Chinook salmon), 3338 nucleotides long. It is a transcript of the gene il12rb2l, whose product is annotated as interleukin 12 receptor, beta 2a, like. Lineage: Eukaryota; Metazoa; Chordata; Actinopteri; Salmoniformes; Salmonidae. Bases 734 to 2584 code for a protein of 616 amino acids. Gene Ontology annotation, biological process: cytokine-mediated signaling pathway. The transcript has 13 exons. Gene Ontology annotation, molecular function: cytokine receptor activity; cytokine binding. The record is from RefSeq and is a predicted model, not a curated record. Gene Ontology annotation, cellular component: signaling receptor complex; external side of plasma membrane.
AAGUCUCAGUUGUUGAAUAUUGUUAUGUUCAUGCAAAUAUUUACACAUGUUAAAUUUGCUGAAUAUUUCGUAAAUUUGCUCUGGCCAUCUUCUCCGUUUUCAGAGCGCUCUCAUCUCAGUGUGCCUAGAGCGCAGAAUAACUGACCAAUUUACGAACGCCCUACAGCAUUGAAUAUUGCCGGUGUAAUUAAGCGUGAUUAAAGUGUUGCCAGCAGCACAGUUACAGUCACCAAUGCUUUGGAUAACAUGGAAAAAAUGGUCAGUGAGGUGUUCUCUCAUUUUUGUCUGAAAGUAGCUCGCAAGCUAGCUAACUUUAUCCAGUUAGCUUGGGUGCUUGACUGCCAUUGUGAGGCCAGAAGGCUCGGAUCACCAACUCCUCCGCCAGAGCGUCCAGUGUGUGCUCUGAAUGCUCCGAGAGCGAAACGCUCUGAAUUUACGAACUGACAAUCUGACAACUCUUCGAAUUUACGAACGCCCAUGGCGCGCUCUCUGGCUCUCCAGAGUGAAUUUACGAACACACCCCUAGCUUUACACUCACAAUGUCCGCCAGUCCACCCAUUAUGUCAUCAUUGACUUGAUGGGGACGCCCGUUUUAUUAAUUCUAUUUCUAUGGCAGCGCAUGCAGUCAGGAGCAGCGGAGAGUAGAACAUGUGUGUAUUUUAUUUUGCUAUGUGAACAGUUGUUACGGUGACCUCAGUCAUUUAACUGGCCAAUAACCGUCAUCCAAAACUCCAUGACUGUCACAGCCCUACCCGCAGCCCUCUGGCAUGCUCGGUGUGUUGGAGCUAGCAUUAGCAGCGUGGUGGAGGGCACCAAUGUGAGUGGUGUGAUCCCUCGUGAACUUUACACCAGUUACAGUGACCUGACUGUGUUGGUCAAAGCUGCGAACCAGCAUGGCUCUGCCACGUCUACAAUGGCUGCCUUCAACACUGGAGAUAUCAAAAAGCCACCCACCCCUGAAAUCACUCACCAUUGCCCUCAGCCUUUGGAGAUCUACUGGAUUGUGCAGUGUGAGGAUCAAGGCAGCUCUGACCAACUCUGUGAGGUCCAGUAUCGCCCCCAGGACCAGCAGGGCUGGACUCAGGAAGAGGACAUCCUACGCAGCUUCCUACUCCUGACUCCACGGCCCUACACUGUUUAUGAGUUCCAGGUGCGCUGUGCCUGUGAGGGCCCUCAGGCCCUGAUGAGUGACUGGAGCUCAGUCUACAAAGCAUGGAGUUCUGAGUCAGCGCCUGUGAAAGCAUUGGAUGUGUGGAGUGACUGUGGAGUCACCUCUGAGCUUUCUCAAUGUGCCCUUAUGUGGAAGGAGAUGCCCACCUGGUUGGCUCAGGGGAAGGUGCUGGGGUACGUGGUAACAUUAUCAUACAGUAACGGGACAGUGGCAGUUGUGAACGUGUCCAUGUCAAAGCCUGGUGGCCUUUGUGUCUGUCAAGAGAAGAGAUGCCGCUUCACACCCUCUCUGUGGGGUGUAUCAUCGGUGGAUGUGUCCGUCUACAAUUCCCAGGGUGCCAGCAAACCUGCUCCCCUAGCUCUACCCACAUCAGGUCUACAGGUGCCAGAGCUAUCCUUCACUGUGAACCAGGAUAUAUUGAGCCUCAAUGUAUCCUGGUCCCUGCCACCCCAGCCCAUUGAAAACAUGCAUGAGUAUGUGGUGCAGUACAAGCAGGUGGGACUUCCUCCGACACAGGGCUUUGAUUGGAUUAUAGUGCACCAAAAUCAUACGUCAGUCAUUUUAAGAGGUGGUUUUGAGAACCACACUGCCUACAAUGUGUCAUUGUUUGCAGUGUUCAUCAACAGUAGCUGCCUGCUUGCGUCUGCAAUCUCGUAUUCUCUUCAUGGACUCCCACCCAAAGUGACUGAGUUCAAGGUUCAGCACAUCUCUGACUCUCAAGUGACUUUGUCCUGGCAACACAUCUCCCUGACCCAGAGUAAGGGGCUCAUACUGUGCUAUCAGCUGGUAUUAAACAACGUUACAGUGUACAACGUGAGUAGGGACCAGAACAGCCUCCAUCUGUCAGGACUUACAUCUGGUCACCACCAGGUUUGGAUCAGGGCUGAGACUAAGGCUGGACUGGGACCCAGUGAAACCAUCAACUUCUCUACUGAGAACAGCCAUGGUUUCCUCAAAUAUCUGGUGCCAGGAAUAAUAGCAGGGAUGUUGCUAUUGAUCAUCAUAAUUGUACAAAUGAAGAAUUGUGCGAAAGUGCCUGACCCCAGCAACAGCAAACUGCUCCAACAGAUGAAGUUGCAGUUUAACAGCUCCUUGACGGCGAUCUUCUCUCCUCUGGAGUCUAACCCAAAGAUCUCUGAGCUGGAGGUGGUGGAAAACCCUUUCUGGGAUGCCAAUGCCUGUCCUAGGAAAAGGUCCAGCCCUGAUGGACAGACAGAGGGGGUGGUGGGAGAGGAGCGCACCCACAUAAGGACUGAUGAAGAGGCGGAAAAGGAGGAGGAUGCUGACGAGGGUUACAGUAAAAUUAUUGAUACUGACGAGGAGGAGAGGGAUGGGGGAGAGUCCGGGAGCUUGUUGGAGGACGAUCAGUUUGUUUCGGACUAUGAGAAGCAUUUCAUGCCUGUGGUUGUAUGACCCUACUGUCUGUCUGGUGUGGUGCUACUGAACAACUCUUUUGGUGUGUGUGUAUAUGUUCUCCUCAUUGCAACGACAAGACAGCCAUUGUUCAGUCGGAACCCCAAGGGCCAAACAGGUCAAUUGUGGGCUAUUGUGCUUGUUGAUCUAGAUGCAGAUCACUGAUUCAUGGGAAAGGGUUGCCCUAAAAACAACACGAGUGUUGAAAUACGCCACUCGUCUUGUUUUCAAGAAAAGGAAAAGGGAUGUAGUCGACCGUUUGUUUUCCAUGCUCCAACUACAAGGAAUGUUGUUUAGGAACAGUAAACAUUUUUAUACAGCAAAUGUAUACCUGUGUGAAAAGCCACGUUGCCUACGGUGCCCUCUUUAGAUAUAGCAAGCACCAACUCUCUCUCACCACCUCUCUCUUCCCCCUACACCCAGGCUCUUUUAUCUCAGGUUUAUCUCAGACUCCACCCCCCCCCGCCCCCCCCUUGGCCAUGCAGUAUAGAGAGUGGGUUCACAGUAGAACAAAGGAACUUCUUCUACCUCACAGAACUUGAGAACUGAACAAUAUCCAUGUUUUGGAGAAUGUGUAAACGGUCGGUGGAGAAUCCAGCUACGACCGGUCCAUUUUGUCUAAUGUUUGUGACCUCAUGAGAGACAAUACAGCCACAUUACCAUAACUCUGUUUAAACAAGAGUCUCUGUUAUGAGUUUUGCAUCUAAUUAUUGUAUAAAAUGAAGGAGUAAAAAUUCAACUAUUUGUGAAAUUA